Messenger RNA from Homarus americanus (American lobster), 522 nucleotides. RefSeq lists its product as uncharacterized. Lineage: Eukaryota; Metazoa; Arthropoda; Malacostraca; Decapoda; Nephropidae. The transcript is spliced from 3 exons. Gene Ontology annotation, molecular function: nucleic acid binding. The coding region runs from base 1 to 522 and encodes 173 amino acids. The record is from RefSeq and is a predicted model, not a curated record.
AUGGUAGAACGGUUUCAUCGUCAGCUGAAGGAUGCCAUCAAGGCACAGCCCGACCCCUGCAGCUGGAUGGAUGCUCUACCCUUAGUGCUCCUUGGCAUCCAUGCAUCCCACAAAGAAGACAUGGACUGCAGCCCAGCGGAUCUCACCUUAGGCGAGCCCCUUCGCCUCCCCAGGAAUUUCUCACUGACUCCUGACCCUUUCAGGUACUUACUGCUCCUGAUGAGGAUCAUGCACCUAGCCCUGUGGACCCAGACAUCCCACCCAGCGCCCCCAAGGACUGUAGUUACUGCUCCUGACCGUGCUCCUGCACCCAGCCCUAUGGACCCUGACACCCCACGCGGCGCCCCUGAGGACUUUGCACCUGCCGCGAGAGAAAUACCACAUUCCCCGCGUGUUCAACCUUCUCUUAUCUACAACCCUCCUUCUCCUCAACCUUCUUACCUCCAGCAGCUCUCAGCCUUCUCCUUUGGCUACCUCCCACAGAUUUCGUGUGUGUCACUAAGCAGGUCUCGUCACCCGUAG